CGGCGUCACGGGGCGGGCCCGGCAGCGGCCGAGCGGGGCGGGCGCGGCUUUCCGGGAGCGGCGGCGGAGCGGGCGCAGAAUUAGCCAGCCAUGGUGCUCACAAGCGUGGGGAAGAUGGCUGGCCUCCAGAAGAAGGCGUCCGGCAUCAGGAAUAUCUGUAUAUUGGCCCACGUGGAUCACGGCAAAACCACUCUAGCUGACUGCCUUAUAUCUAGCAAUGGAAUAAUCUCCAGCCGUUUGGCAGGAAAGCUUAGAUACCUCGACAGUAGGGAAGAUGAGCAGAUCCGAGGAAUAACAAUGAAAUCUAGUGCAAUUUCACUGCACUUUGUGAAAGGUGAUCAGGAGUAUCUGAUUAAUUUAAUAGACUCCCCAGGGCACGUGGAUUUUUCUUCAGAAGUAUCUACUGCUGUCCGACUCUGUGAUGGUUGCAUCAUAGUGGUGGAUGCUGUUGAAGGAGUCUGUCCACAGACCCAGGCAGUCCUGCGGCAGGCAUGGCUGGAAAAUAUCCGUCCCGUCCUGGUGAUUAACAAAAUCGACCGCUUGAUUGUGGAGCUGAAGCUCACCCCUCAGGAAGCAUAUUUGCACCUUAAGAAUAUCCUAGAACAGAUCAAUGCAGUCACUGGAACACUGUUUACCUCCAAAGUGUUAGAAGAAAGAGCUGAAAAAGAAACAGAAAGUGAAACCCUUUCAGAUACAUCACCAGGAGAUCAAAUUUAUGACUGGAGUACUGGAUUGGAAGACACUGAUGAUUCACAUCUCUAUUUUUCACCAGAACAUGGAAAUGUGGUGUUUGCCAGUGCAAUUGAUGGCUGGGGUUUUGGAAUUGAACAUUUUGCCAAACUGUAUAGCCAAAAAAUUGGAAUCAAGCCCGCAGUACUUCUGAAGACUUUAUGGGGAGAUUAUUAUCUAAAUACUAAAGCAAAGAAGAUAAUGAAAGGUGAUCAGUCAAAAGGAAAGAAACCUUUAUUUGUGCAGCUGGUGCUGGACAACAUUUGGAGUCUGUAUGAGGCUGUUAUGAAAAGAGACAAAGAAAAAAUAGAAAAGAUAGUAACCUCUUUGGGCCUGAGGAUUGGUGCUCGGGAGUCACGGCAUGCAGACCCCAAGGUUCAUCUGAAUGCCAUUUGUAGCCAGUGGCUACCAAUAUCUGAUGCAGUCCUCUCCAUGGUGUGUAAUAAGAUUCCCAGUCCUCUGGACAUCACUGCAGAGAGAGUGGAAAAGCUGAUGUGUGUUGGAGCAAGAACAUUUGAUUCUUUGCCACCAGAAACUCAGGAACUGAAAAGUGCUUUUAUGAAAUGCAGUAGUGAAGGAACAGCCCCAGUUAUUGUCUUUGUUUCCAAAAUGUUUCCUGUUGAUGCAAAGUCAUUGCCACAGAAUAAACCAAGGCCAUUAACUCAAGAAGAACUUGCUCAUCGGCGGGAACUUGCCAAACGAAGGCAUGCAGAAAAACUGGCAGCAAGUCAAGGGAAGGAGCAGUCAGAAAAAACCCCAAGUGAAAAUUCACCUGAAGUAACUGGGAACACUGGUGAUACAAAAGGUGAAGAGCAACAGCUCCCUGGUGAAGGAGACAGUGUGACCUCAAAGGCAGUGAAACAGGAAGCAGACAACAAGGAGUAUUUCAUUGCUUUUGCCAGAGUGUUCAGUGGCAUGGUGAAAAGAGGGCAAAAAAUCUUUGUUUUAGGACCAAAAUAUGAUCCUGCUGAGUCUUUGCAUAAGCUGUCAUCCCAGAGCUCUGCCACUGAUGAUCUGCCAGCAGUCCCUCACAUGACGUGCUGCACUUUGGAGAACCUCUACUUACUGAUGGGAAGAGAGCUUGAAGAUCUUGAGGAAGUGCCUGCAGGAAAUGUUCUGGGAAUAGGAGGCUUGCAAGAUUUUGUGCUGAAGUCUGCAACACUGUCAACAUCACCUGCUUGCCCACCAUUUACACCUCUCAACUUCGAAGCUACCCCGAUUGUGCGAGUAGCAGUUGAACCCAAACAUCCAAGUGAUAUGCCUCAGCUGGUCAGAGGGAUGAAACUUUUAAACCAAGCUGAUCCAUGUGUGCAAGUUUUAAUCCAGGAGACAGGAGAACAUGUGCUGGUGACAGCAGGAGAAGUUCAUCUUCAGCGCUGCUUGGAUGACCUGAAAGAAAGGUUUGCAAAGGUGCAGAUCAGUGUGUCUGCUCCUAUUAUCCCCUUCCGAGAGACCAUAACAAGACCUCCCAAAGUCGAUAUGGUGAACGAAGAAAUAGGAAAACAGCAGAAAGUUGCUGUCAUACACCAAACCAAAGAGGACCAAAAUAAAAUUCCUGAAGGAAUUCAGGUUGAUUCAGAUGGGCUCGUUACAAUGAAUACUCCAAAUAAACAAGCUACUCUCAGUGUGAGAGCAAUGCCACUCCCCGAGGAGGUAACUCGACUUCUUGAAGAAAACAGCGACUUAAUUCGAACUAUGGAACAACUCAACACAUCUCUGAAUGAAGAGAAAAAAACACAUGAGAUAAAUCAGAAGACUCUUGAUAGAAUCAAAGAAUUCAAGCAAAAGUUGGAGAAAAGUCUUCAGGGAAGAAAGUGGAGAAAUGCCGUUGAUCAGAUCUGGUCAUUUGGACCACGGAAGUGUGGGCCUAAUAUUUUGUUACAUAAUUUUGGGGGCUAUAAAAGAUCUGUGUGGCAGUGCCUUGGGAACUCUGUGAAAGAAGUAGGUAAAUAUAGAGAUUUUGACAACAGUAUAGUGAGUGGAUUUCAGCUGGCUACACUUUCAGGUCCCAUGUGUGAAGAGCCUCUCAUGGGUGUUUGUUUCUCAGUGGAAAAAUGGGAAAUAAGUAAAGCUGGAGAUACUCUGUCAAAUAGUAGGCAGGAUUCAGGGGAACUGGAUGCCACAGAACAUCAGCAAAAUGAAGAUAAUACUCCAGCAAGCAGUUGCACUGCUGAAGGUCCCAGUGCAAAUGAACACCAGGACAGGAACCAAAGUGGCACAGACUCACCUGAGAAAAUGAGUAAGCCCAAAGGAGAAUUACCACUUGCAGAUUGUUAUGGCCCUUUCUCUGGACAGCUGAUUGCCACCAUGAAGGAAGCCUGUCGUUAUGCUUUGCAGGCAAAGCCACAGAGACUGAUGGCAGCAAUGUACACCUGUGAAAUUAUGGCUACUGCAGAAGUUUUAGGUCGUGUGUAUGCUGUGCUGUCCAAAAGGGAAGGCAGAGUGCUGCAGGAGGAGAUGAAGGAGGGCACGGAUGUGUUCAUUAUUAAGGCAGUCCUGCCAGUAGCAGAAAGCUUUGGCUUUGCUGAUGAAAUCAGGAAGAGAACCAGUGGCCUGGCCAGUCCACAGCUGGUGUUCAGCCACUGGGAGAUCAUUUCCAGUGACCCAUUCUGGGUCCCCACCACUGAGGAGGAAUAUUUGCACUUUGGGGAGAAGGCAGACUCGGAGAACCAGGCCCGCAAGUACAUGAAUGCAGUGAGAAAGAGAAAGGGGCUCUAUGUGGAAGAAAAAAUUGUGGAGCACGCUGAGAAGCAAAGAACUCUGAGCAGAAAUAAGUAGCUGUGUCUGCCCCCUCUCUCUCUGACACAGCUAAGUGUGGGUGGAGUGUUUUAUAUGCAGCAGAUGCAAAAUUUCAUCUGGACUUUGUUCUUUGAUACCAUUUUUCUUACAUGCUUUGUCUGUGGCUUAUGUUUUAAUAAACUUAAGCCUUUCCAAGUUUUGUACAGAGAAAAUAGUUUAUUUAUUGAAAUAAAAUAGAAGUAUUCACUGCAAUUGUCUCAAUUUUUAAAAUUUAAUGCCCUAUUGAACGUCCUGUCACAAGAAUUAGGAACUCCCAGUUCAGUUUGUUUCUUUCUGAUUUGUCACAUGUAGUUACAGUAAGAGCUGGUUAGCUAGCUUCUUGCAAAUAAACCAUGCACUGAAUGUAAUGGUUUUGACUGUUUUUUAAAUUCAUUUCUGUGAUGUAUUUGUUUCUUAACCAUACCUUUCAUAGUUACCUGUAUGCAAAUAGAUGUAAGUCUAUUAGGAGUUUCUAAACUAUUUGUUUUACUCUAUUCCUCAUGUGAGCAGUUAUUUAAAGUAGUAAGAUAUCUUUAUAUCUUACAUCUUUUAAUAUAUCUUUAAAUCAGAGGGCAAAAAUAGCAAAUGUGGAAGUCAGCACUGCAAAAAGCUGAGCUGGAUUUGUCUUGUUUUCCCUCCUUAGAACACACAUUAUUAAAAACUUCAGUUCCACAAACUAGGUGAGGGGAGUGAGUAUUUCCAGUAUAGAUGAGAAACAGGACAUCAAUUUUCUUCCCAUACUUUAUGCAGACAGUAAAGUACAUUGUACUUGAAAACUCUGGAAGUAAAACAGCACUCUUGAUUAGAGAGGGCUUCCUCAAAUAUAUCUGUCUGAAAUGUUUUUUCAUAUUUAAACCUAGUGCCAGACAAGUGCCAUUUACAGAUGGGACUAGAAGCUUGCAGGUCUGCUUGAAACCUCCCACAGUGUGACUUGGCAGCUGAACUCGAAUUGGGAGCUCAAGUGACUUUUCUCCUGGCCCUGAUCAUAUCAACUUAAAUUCUUCAGGGAAGGUAUCUGAUAGUUUUGCUUCUUCUAUUAGGCUUUCUCCUUUCUGAUUUCAGUUUGGGAAUGCUGUGUAAAUUUUUCUGUGCUUCUUGCUGGUUUCCUUUGGAAGCAGAAGCAGAAGAGCACGCGGAGGAGAGGAUGUGAAUGAGCUGGACUAUUUUGUCAGCAGCAUUUUUUUUAAUGCAUAAUUUGAGUUCUCACAUGGCUUCUGAUUCAUUUUGAUUCUUGUUCAUACCAGACUGCCUGUGAAAACCCAAGAGUUGAAACUAGGCAAGAGAGUGUAGUUUUCUUUGUUGCAUCAUGUGUAAGAGAGGGACAGUCAUGAAAACAGGGAUAAGGGCUUUUUAGUACCUCUUGGAAUGUUGGCACAUUGUCCUUUGGUAUUCGUAAAAUGUUUUGAAAUUGGAACUUGGAGUAGAACCUCUUAUUCUAAACCAUCCAUAGAUAUGGUGGGGUAGUGAUAAAAAGUGUGUACUUUUCAUAUUCUGUUAUUCUUCACCAGUUUUACUUCUCAAAUCUGUAGUAUCUGUGAUGUGCUGCUUCAGUACAGCCCUGAGAAGGAAAACACUUCCAACAUGAGUUGUCUGUGUAGGCUUUGCUGAUCUUACUGGUGUUGAGACAAAUAGUUUACAUGCAAGAUAAAAUAUUUACAUGUAAAUACCAAUUUGAUUUAGCAGCGUGUCUGAAGUUUGGGCUCUUAUCUACUUGAUGUGGCUUACUCAUAUCCUCUGUUGUGAUUUUGUGCUUUUUGAUUUGUUUUGUGCUACUUUGGAUCUA
Messenger RNA from Serinus canaria (Common canary), 5290 nucleotides. It is a transcript of the gene EFL1, whose product is annotated as elongation factor like GTPase 1. Gene Ontology annotation, biological process: cytosolic ribosome assembly. Gene Ontology annotation, cellular component: ribonucleoprotein complex; cytosol. The coding region runs from base 91 to 3507 and encodes 1138 amino acids. The transcript has 20 exons. NCBI's taxonomy places the organism in Eukaryota, Metazoa, Chordata, Aves, Passeriformes, Fringillidae. Gene Ontology annotation, molecular function: ribosome binding; GTPase activity; GTP binding. The record is from RefSeq and is a predicted model, not a curated record.